Messenger RNA from Enterospora canceri, 816 nucleotides. The record is from the annotation of a GenBank genome assembly. Lineage: Eukaryota; Fungi; Microsporidia; Enterocytozoonidae.
AUGAACCGGAAAAGUGUCCACACUCCUGUUGUUGGUCUGAAUAGCAUCCAAUUCAGCAAAUUAUUCAUAUUUGAGGAUGAUUUGAAGAAAUGUAACCUAGAAAUUCAGAAAAUUAUUAGAGAUCUGAGCAAUAAAUUAAGCAAAUUGGAUCCAAAUGGAACAAAAAGGGAGAUAGGCACGACUAAUUCCUUUAAAUGUGCGAAUAUUGAGGAUAAAAUAGAAGAAACAAUAUCAAAAAUGAAGGAAAUGAUUGAAAAUAUCAGGGAAACCAUAUCAGAAAAGACGAAAAAAUACGAAAAUAACAAGAAUAUUUUUAUUAAGGCUGAAUACAACUACAUUGAUGUAUUCUAUGCAAAUGUAAACCAUAAGGAAAUCCAAGAAUUCUAUCGAACAGCAAAUAGCCUGAAAAUCAGGGAGUGUAUUGAGGCUGUAGAUGGAAAUGCCCUAACUGAUAAUAAGAAUAGGCUAUUUAAAAUAUACACGAUCAAGAAAGAGACUGCUGGAAUACACGAUAAACUCAGAGAGAAGUUCAGGACGAUUGAGAACAUCACAGUUGAGAACAUCACAGUUGAGAAUGCGGAAGAGAAGGAGUUGUAUGGGAACUAUUUGACUGAGACCAUUGGAGUAGCCUAUGAAUUGUACAAGGAGAUCACAUUCAAGUGGGGCCUGGUGGAUGCCCUACAAAGAUACGGCUGUCCAUUGGAGUACAGUUUCACAGUUACAAAAAACAAGGGAGAAUUCUUAAGAGCGAAUAAGUUGGACAAGGAGGAAACCUGUGUAGUGGAACUGAAGGAAUUGGGUGAAAUGAUCCAAUAA